AUGGCUGUCCACUACUUCACACUCGUGGGCGAAGAACGAGCACUAGCCAACAACCACCUUCGUGAAGGCAUGGGUUUGUCCAACACCUUUGUUAGCCCCGAUCGUACAGUCCACAAGAAAUUCACGAGGCAAGCUCGGGAGCUGAUAAAGACACCGCAGACACGCGGAUGGACCGCUUUUCGUGACUUGACCACACAAGCUAUUCAUGCUGAACUAGCGGAUUCAGAAAGUGGAGCUCAAGGAAGAUUGUUCGACAGAUUCGUGCAGUGUGUUACACUGCGCGUUGUGCUGGUGGGUAUCAUGGGUGUCCACACUGCUGUGGAUAGCUUGGACAGUGAGAGUAUCGUCGUCGUCGUGGAAGGUAUCACCAAGCUUUGGUCACUAUCGAAAAACCCAGGCCCAAGUUCACGCAAGCUCCAAGUGGAAUUGAAGUAUCAUAUGCGGCGGCUCGUCCCAGACGAAGACACGUUCCCGAACCCAUUGGAUUUUGUUGUUCCGGCUUGGGAAACCUUAUGGAGAGUCGUGGCAACUGCAAUCGCGUAUACGCAUGACAAUCCACGUUUGAAGGAACUGUUUUUGGAGAUGUAUGUGGACCCAAAGGAGGAGGUGUUUAGAGCGGAGGGGAUGGACGGGCCCCCUUCACGGCACAUCAGCCGUAUGCAACCACGCUUGAGUUGGGUACCUGGCGUGCUCCUGAAUGCGAUGGAGCAUCUCUGGCCGGGCACCCAAUUCCAGCGAGGUUAUGCAGAUGUCGAGGAAAUACAGAGGAGCAGCGUGUGGGGUGACGAUGCACAUGUGUUUGAUCCCGCUCGGCAUUCGACAGGUCGACUUUGGGAGGGUCAGGCAGAGGUUAUGUCUUUCUUGUUUGGGUAUGUGCGUCGAUCUUUGACUUUCUUGAGGGUGGAGAGUACACUUUGGUACCGGGACCGAAAAUUGGUGCUAGAGAGGGCUGGAGGGGGUGGAGGAUUGAAAGUUCAUCUUGUGGGCGGAGCAUAUCAAGUGCUGAAAAGUAGUCUCGUUCCCAUCUGGACCGCACACUCUAUAGCGGAUGGGUACGAGACUACUGAGAAGCAAAGCGAAAGUUUAAAAAUUCUCCCAACUGCACCGUACGCCGUCUUGCGCCUGGCGUAUUCGGGAUUCGAAGCUUUGGGUUCGGUCGACAUCACUCGCCGACCUUUCGAGUCCGUCGAAGUGAACAACUCGUCUGGGACGCGCGGCACAACCUUGCCAAGAUUCAUUGAAGGUAUCUUCAACCGUCUUGCCAUGCUUGAAGGCAGCGUGGCGGAAGGCAGGCUCUUCAGCGUCGGUGUCGACCAGAACGGAGAUGAACUUUUCAGCCUGAGCGAGUUUAUCCAUCAACACAACGAGCUGGUAUUGAACAGCAGUGCUAAGCGCCACGGCGAUUGGAGUAGGAGCAAUAUAUUUUAUGUAGACCAAGAAGUACGAAUGAGCUAUCCCGUCCCCCCUCCAGCUUACGGUCCAACGGGCCAAAAGAACUUCUAUUCUGGAGAAAAUGACUCCAGAGAUCCCUUGUUGACAGGAUCCAGUCGCAAUGCUGCCUCUGGAGGUGCAAUUUACGAUCAACCAGCCCAUGACGACCUUCCAGACGAUUUCAAGGUACACACACCCAGCUUCCUACAUCCUUUUG
Molecule: messenger RNA, 1648 nt
Organism: Laccaria bicolor S238N-H82
Lineage: Eukaryota; Fungi; Basidiomycota; Agaricomycetes; Agaricales; Hydnangiaceae
Exons: 11
Source: RefSeq, a predicted model, not a curated record